AUGGAUGAUUUAAUUAUGUUGUCAAAUGAAGAAUUAUCCUUCUCAUUUCCACUCAAACCACAAUCAACUCAAAUCAAUGAGCCAUUAGAAUAUGAUAGACUAUGUUCACCAAUGUCUCACUCAACACCUCAAUCAAGGCGAAUAAGUAAAGAAAAUUGUCGUUCGAUCUCAACACAAAAUAUUCCAAUUAUCAAACAACGGCGUGGUAUAUUUUCAUCAACAUUUCGCUCGUUGACAAAUGUCACACCAUUAGCAAGAGAUAUUACGUACGAUUUAAGCUCAAAUGAUCACACACUAUUAUUUAGUACCACACCUGUAAAACUACAGUUACAAUUAAAUAUAGACGGAGAUGUAAAUGAUCGACACAGACAACAGCAACGGCAAAGUGAACAAGUGCAAUUAUCAAUAAUGAAAAUGAUUGAGCAAAAGGAAACAUUCCUAUCAACACCAAUGGAUCAGCAACAAGUGCAACUUCCGAACGAAGACGAAGUACAGGAAACAUUAGAAGUAAAGAAUAAAUCAUCACCAUCGAAUCUAAAAGAAAAAAUUGAUGAUUCACUUGAACCGAUUGACGUCGAGAUGGACAAAUCACUGCUAACAGAACAUGUGCCAUAUCCACCACCAUUAAUUCUAUAUUCACAAGCUAUACGAAAAAACAAUCAAAAACAACUCGUUAGAGAAAAUACACUAACUAAUACGUCAUUGAAAAGUCUUCCCAGAAAACCAGCCAAUUAUUCAUUUGUAUUAAGUGGUUUGGGAGAAAGUCAACGUAUUAAAGUUCAAAGUCUUGUACGUAAAAUGGGUGAUUGUUAUUUACAAACCUAUGUUGAAUUGUCUACCACUCAUAUUAUUAUGAAUUAUGAUGAAAAUAAACCUCCAGAAGAACAAAUAACAAUGGAAAUUAUUUUGGCUAUGCUAUACGGUUGUCCUAUUGUAACACUAGAUUGGAUAAUGAGAUCAGUUAAAGUUGGUGAAUGGUUACCGUGUAAAAAAUAUGAAAUAUUAUCAAAAAAAGUUCAAUCUGUUAAAACGUAUAAAAAAGCACGUCAGAAUGGUGAACGGAUAAUUUUGUUUCAAGAGUGUGGAGAUAUCUAUUUAACAUCAACAACAAAAUAUCCGAGAGACGAUUUAUUAAAAAUGAUUGUUUUUUCCGGAGGAAAUACGACCAUUUGUCGAAAUCGUGCUAAAGUUGUUGUUGGAAAAUCGUCAAAAUCACUUAAAGUCAUUGCAUAUCCUAAUGUGAAAGAAGAAUGGGUGAUAGACUCAAUCAAAGAAGGCAAAGUUUUACCAUAUGAAAAUUAUCUAUUGGAUUAA
This is a messenger RNA of Didymodactylos carnosus, 1314 nucleotides long. Lineage: Eukaryota; Metazoa; Rotifera; Eurotatoria; Philodinida; Philodinidae. The record is from the annotation of a GenBank genome assembly.